Aedes aegypti (yellow fever mosquito) is the source of this 768-nucleotide messenger RNA. Its product is annotated as general odorant-binding protein 45-like. The transcript has a single exon. The record is from RefSeq and is a predicted model, not a curated record. The coding region runs from base 1 to 768 and encodes 255 amino acids. NCBI's taxonomy places the organism in Eukaryota, Metazoa, Arthropoda, Insecta, Diptera, Culicidae. Gene Ontology annotation, molecular function: odorant binding. Gene Ontology annotation, biological process: sensory perception of smell.
AUGACGAUCUUCAACGCAUUGUUAGCAAUCCUCGCCUGCUUCAGCCUACCGACCGACGCCCUUCAGCACAACGCAGUGUACAAAUCGAUUAAUUCAGCAGGACCGGAGUGUCGCACAAUUCUCACCAGACAAUCCCCGCUGGACUGUCGGCUGCGUUGCUUGUCCAUAAACACCGGGGAUUGGGAUGACUGCAGUGGAGUUCCCCGCACCUACGAUCGCUUCUACGUUCAGGAUCCGACCGAUGUGGGCUACCAGCAGCGUACCCAGCAGUGCAUCGCCAAUGUAUCGGUUUCGAUUCUCCGGGGCGAUAUUUGCGCCUUUUCCGCCCGGUCAACCGAAUGCUACGAUGCCAACUACUACGACAUAGUGCUGGAUCAGUUGGUUUUCGUGCCGUCCAAGUCGCUUCAGUACCAGCAAACGAUUAGGGAUUGCGCCGGAAUGUUGGGUUUCACGGAGCAUGUAAUAAGUGAUGUUUUGCGAGAUGAUUGCUUUGCACUUCAAGAGACCAGAUGUCUGUUGCGAUGUCUUCUAGUUCGAGAGGGACUGUACGGUGACCAGUGUGGAGCUCAAAUAGAUCGCUUGUAUGUGGUUACGGGCGGAUUUGAUCAGCUCUUCAGACGAGAUGUGAAGAAGUGUACGGGACGGUUGAGGGCUAUGGGGCUGGACAAGUGUACCGAGGCAUAUCGUGUUGCGAGCGAGUGUUUUCCGGAAGACAAAGCAAUCUUACCAAUUUUCCUCAAAAAUAAGGCCAUUCUACAGGAAAUUUAA